Molecule: messenger RNA, 3671 nt
Organism: Pimephales promelas (fathead minnow)
Lineage: Eukaryota; Metazoa; Chordata; Actinopteri; Cypriniformes; Leuciscidae
Gene: stk35l
Product: serine/threonine kinase 35, like
Biological process (GO): protein phosphorylation; negative regulation of G2/MI transition of meiotic cell cycle
Cellular component (GO): nucleus; cytoplasm
Molecular function (GO): protein kinase activity; ATP binding
Source: RefSeq, a predicted model, not a curated record
AGGAAAGUGGGAUGAUCCAGUCAAGUUCUCACUUCAUUCAAGGUUCAUUCAGUUCAGACUAGAAGCUUGACUGUGAUUGAAUCACGAUACCCCACUGUUACUGUGUGAUAAAAAUGCAAAUGUCAGAAUUUUUAAAGAGCUGCUGAACUUACUCAAGAUCUAGAACUAUGAACGCGGAAGAUAUUUCCAAACGCGCGCAGAAAACGUGAGGAGGCGUGAUGGAUGGAAAGAACAGAGAGCGGCAACGGACACGGAACGCUUGCAACAGAACCGAAAGCGCCAGUGUCCUGCGCUCGCUCAGCGUCGACAACAUAGACGACAAUGAGACAAUGGGAGACGAGUUGGACCGGGGUAAACAGUGUGGUCUUGAACGGCGACUUUUUGCUCCGCGGUACAGCUUGCUUCGUGAAGUUGGCAGGGGCAGUUAUGGCGUUGUGUACGAAGCCAUUGCCCGUAAAUCAGGUGCGAGAGUGGCGGUGAAGAAGCUGCGCUGUGACGCGCCUGAGAAUGUGGAGUUGGCGCUGGCGGAGUUUUGGGCUUUGACUAGCCUGGAGAAACGCCACGAGAAUGUGGUGCAGCUGGAGGAGUGUGUGCUCCAGAGGAACGGGAUGGCCCAGAAAAUGAGCCAUGGCAAUAAGCGUUCAAAGCAGUAUUUGAGGUUGGUGGAGACCUCGUUGAAAGGUGAGCGUGUAUUGUCAUGUCCUGAUGAGCCCUGCUACCUCUGGUUUGUAAUGGAGUUCUGCGAGGGAGGGGAUCUGAAUCAGUUCAUCCUGUCCCGACAGCCCGACCCCUGCACCAAUGCCAGCUUCAUGAUGCAGCUGAGCUGCGCUGUGGCAUUCCUGCAUCAAAACAACAUUGUUCACAGAGACCUUAAACCAGACAAUAUCCUCAUUUCGCAGCGUUCUGGCACACCCGUGUUGAAAGUGGCUGAUUUUGGACUGAGCAAAGUUUGUGCUGGUCUCGGUGCCGGAGUACGGGACCCAGAGGAGGGACCGGACAAAAACAAGAAUGGUGUUAACAUCAACAAGUUCUGGCUCUCGUCGGCAUGCGGCUCGGACUUUUACAUGGCACCGGAGGUGUGGGAAGGGCAUUACACAGCCAAAGCAGACAUUUUUGCUCUCGGCAUUAUCAUCUGGGCCAUGAUCGAGAGAAUCACGUUCAUUGACGCUGAAUCGAAGAGGGAACUGCUCGGAACGUAUGUGCGGCAGGGUUCUGACAUUGUCCCGGUUGGAGAGGCGCUUCUGGAGAACCCAAAGAUGGUGUUGAGCAUUCCCCAGCGCAGGCGCUCACACAUGUCCGAGGCGCUCCGGAAACUUUUGCAGGACAUGCUGGCCGUCAAUCCUCAGGACCGACCAGACGCAUUAGAGCUACACAGCAGAAUGGGAAAGGUCACAUGUGCAGCGUAAAAUCUGAACUUUGACCUGAAUGCACACACAGGUUUUCCCUUUCCACAUCAGCCCAGAAGGGGCCACAUUGCUUGGACAACUGUGAAUCUUCCAUUGCUGAUUUAAUGUGAAGAGUACAAAGUGCUCAACUUGAACAUUAAUACAAAUAGAUUUUCCAAUGACCUUUCAGUUUUUUGUUUACAGUAGUGAUUUAAAUGAAUCAUUCAGCAAUCCCAGAAGUGUUCAGCCUAACUCAUCAUCAGUUACGUCACUAAAAGUGAAGUAAAGCUAAAAACAAUGUUGUGAUACAGUGAGUACAAUCAAGCUUAAACAAGCAAGCUCUUUAUUAGUCUUACUGAAGGACUAGGUCUCUAAAAUUGUUCAUGGAGCUUCCCUAGUUGCUCAUAUUCUCAUAACAAUCUUUUGCCAUAAAUAAAUCAACGGAAGUAUUUCAGUUAUUUUUUUCAAGACUUUUAAAAUUUUUAUUUAAUAAAAGAUUAUACGCAUAGAUACUUGACUACUUUUUGAGCUCAAGCGUCUACAUCACAUCACCAAACAAGCUUCAUAGUCUUACACUUGUCCAACCAGUUGGUCUUACUUAAGUUCAAUUAAACUCCAAUGGACUUUGCCAUGUCGCAUCGCAAUGGCUGAAAUUAUGAUAAAGACUAACUUUCAAAACUUGAUUCUAAAUAGCUAAAUCUAAAAUGCUCACCCUAAGCCCAGUAUUGAGAUUUAGGUUUGCAGAUUGCAGAUUUAUUCUGGUGCCUUGAAGUCUAAGUGAUAUUGAGAUUUUCUUUUAGUUUGUUGUCUUGUUUUACAGCUUUAUCUUUUAACAUGCAGUACAUUCUUUAAACACUUUACAUAUUAGGCAUGUAGUUUAACCAUUUUGGUGCCAGUUUUACAUUGUGUGAGAUUGAUUUUUUUUUUUUUUUUUUUUUGCCCAAAAAGAUUGACUGAUUCUGGUUUACAAUUAAAAUUCCCCUGUCAACUAUGUAAAACCAUGUCAACAUCCCUACUGCACAGACACACUCAUACAGUUUCACAGAUUAUUUGUUUUCGGACUUGGAAGAGAAGGUUAUGGACUGAUUAUGCAUAUUUCCUUUUUGUUAGUUGAUUACUUGGAAUAGUUCUCAAAAACAGGAUGGGAUCCUCAUAGUGGUACCAUUGGAUUCUUUUCAUCCGCAUCCUAAAUGCUUCAUAUAGAACAAGUUGGUGUGUCUGUGCGUGUUUGACUGUUUCCGAGUGUGAUUUUGCUUGACAGUUUGUGCGCGCUAUAGUUCUACCUCAGCACUCUUGUGUUUUAGUAACUACUUCACUAAAUAAACUAGCAGUGCUUUCUGUUUUUUGGAGAAAAUAGUGGUUCAUGUUUUCCAGAUGGUUUAUUUAUUUAUUUUUUUUGAAUAAUAAAUCUAUAAUGUCAAGCUUUUAGUUACUUUAUUCCCUUUUCUUUUACUGCUUAUUGCUGUCUGCUUUAGAAGAAACUUGAGGCUUGUUAGAUCAAGAUUUUUUUUGAAUCGCCCACCUCAGGUUUAAGGUGUUUUGAGUUGCAAUAUUCUGGGCCGAAUGGUUCUUCACUUGGGAACAAAAGGGUUCUGUUUCUUUUUAUACAUUCGCUUACAUUUUUCAUUCUAUAUAAGGAAAGGCUUUUUGUUUUUAAUGGGAGCAUUAUUUCGUUUUUUUUUUUUUUUUUUUUUAAGCCACAUUUAUUUUCCCGAACGGCAUUUUAAACGAUUGUAUUUUUAAUGAGGGUCAGUUCAUUUUUUUUUUUUAGGGUCAGUUAAAAGUUGGUAAAAUGGUUAUUACAUUUUCUUUAUUGUUCACUUUUACUCUUUUCAGUUUGGAUGUUUCAGAGGGCAGAAACAGAAUUUUGUCAUAGCAGUCAGACGAACCACAGUAUUAGACUGCACUUGCACUGAGGAGAGUGAACCAAGCAUAAUAGAAGCUCACUUCCUGUUGUGUCCUCUCUUUUGCUCAAAUUAUGUUUUUCUUUGUAUUCCUUGUGGUCCAAUUUUGACUGUACAACGCACUCGUCUAUGCAACCUUUCCUUCUCUGACACUGUGAUGCUGCUCUGCUUAACUGGCCUCUUCAGACCUUGACGUUUUUGUUACUCUUUUGUGCUCUUUUUGUGAAGCACUUUGUGCUUUUUUGUGUCAAAGUCUGACUUUUUUUUUAAUGGACUUUCCUUUGUGUAAAGCACAUUAGAGCUGUGUUGUACGCUUCACUCUUUUGGGUGGCAUCUCUUAUUGUUUUGAUGUUUUUGAUCAAUAAACCAUGUAAAAUCAUAA